AUGUUCAAAGAGGUAAAAGAAUGGACGCAGACAAUUUCUCUAUAUUUAUCGAUAUUCUUCAACUCCAUAUUGAUUUUAUUAGUUCUGACAAAAUCGCCAAAGAAAAUGGGAACUUAUAAAUUUUUGAUGAUGUAUUUUUCGAUGGUUUCAAUCAAUCUUUCGAUUCUUGAUUAUUUUUUGAAUAUUGUGAGUUUACGGCUUUUUUUUCAAUAUUUGUAAUAAUUCUUUACAUGUAAUUCAGAGCACGGUUAAUAUGAGCAACUGCUUUAUUAUCUUCAUGCAGAAGGAUUUGAAUGGUUUGAGUCAGCACCUGAAUCAUAUCCUUUUAUGUGUCACCUGUGGAUUUUAUAGUCUGAUAAUAGCAAUAAUCGCAGUUCAUUUUGUUUUUCGAUAUUUUGCGAUUGAGCGAAAAGGAAAACUCAAAUAUUUUCGGGGAAUUUAUCUUUUUGCAUGGUUAUGUAUUCCAAUCAUUUUUUGUGCAAUUUGGACUGCUACAAUAUAUUUUUUCCUUACACCUGGAAAAUUGAUAGAAGAUGAAAUUUCGUGAGUCGCGUGCGGCUAUGCGUCGCGGUCGGGAGACAAUCAAUACACGUCGUAUGGUCGUGUAUUACACGACCCUACAAGGCGUCCGUUGAGUCAGACGCGAGACGACGAGAGUAUUCUGCAAAAAUAUCCCGGAAAUGAACUUCGCUUCGAGAUAUUUUCAAUAAAACAUGUGUUCCUUGAAACAAAAUACGGUAUUUUUUCAAAGGGACACACAUAUUUUCUCAAAAAUAUCUCGAAGCGAUCUGUCUUAGAUGACGUCAUCAGACUCCCGUCGUCUCUCGUCUGACCCGAGGGGCAAUCAUAUUUCCCUUUUCUUCCCGACCGCGACGCAUAGCCGCUCGCGUCUGAAGAAAUAAUUUUGGGAAAUCAAAUUUUUUGAAAACAUCCCCAAUCUACCGAUUUCUUUAUAGAUCAGAAGUUUUCAAAGAUUACAACCUAACCAUAGAUCAAAUUGUCUAUGUUGGUGGAAGUUGGCGAGAUCAAAAUGGAGAAAUCAAUACCUACAUCGCAAAAGUUUCAGUGAUCUUUGGAGCAAUAAUGGUAGCCCUACCCCAAAUUCUAUGUAUCUACUUUUAAAAAUCUUCCAGACCAUCUCCGUCUUAACAGUCAGUUUCUUCGGCUUUCGAAUCUAUCAUCUCAUCCAAAACCUGAUUAAAAAAGGGCGCUCCGAAUUCACAAGAAAUUUGCAAAAGCAACUCUAUAAAGCGUUGAUUUUACAAACUAUAAUUCCAGUCAUCAUGCUUUAUCUUCCAGUUGGUUGCUUCAUUUUCCUCCCAUUCUUCGUCAAACACGCGAAAAUCGUUGGAAAUAUUGUUAAUAUUGGAUAUGCGAUUUAUCCAGUAUUAGAUCCUCUUCCAACUCUUCUAAUCAUCGACAAUUAUCGUAGGGCAAUUUUGUAUGUUAUCUGUUUUUGUCCAGAUCAAAAAGUUGGGCCGAUGGAAAGAUCGAAUUCUGAAUCUAGAGCUACUACUACGGUGGAUAAUUGA
Molecule: messenger RNA, 1532 nt
Organism: Caenorhabditis angaria
Lineage: Eukaryota; Metazoa; Nematoda; Chromadorea; Rhabditida; Rhabditidae
Source: the annotation of a GenBank genome assembly